AUGAGCAGAGUAGAUCUGUCUCCGAAGUGUCGAGAACAGACCGCGAGGAGGAGGAGGAAGAGGAGGAGGGAGGAGGAAGAGGAGGGAGGAGAAAGAGGAGGGAGGAGGAAGAGGAGGAGGGAGGAGGAAGAGGAGGAGGGAGGAGGAAGAGGAGGGAGGAGAAAGAGGAGGGAGGAGGAAGAGGGUUGUUUACUUUACUUUGUGCUUGAAGUAAAGUAA
This is a messenger RNA of Knipowitschia caucasica, 219 nucleotides long. NCBI's taxonomy places the organism in Eukaryota, Metazoa, Chordata, Actinopteri, Gobiiformes, Gobiidae. The record is from the annotation of a GenBank genome assembly.